GGGUAGAUAUACCUUGGUAACAAUAUAGGAAAUUCGAUUUUUAUGAAAAGACGGAUGUAACAACAAAAUAUGAAGGAAGGGGGAGCGGGCGAGGAGGAACACCGCGUCCCACUUUAAAUCUAUUAUAGCUAGUAGCUAGCUACCAAUCAGACGUUACAGUUUACACAGUGGUAGCCAGCUAGACAGCUCAGGAGAUUGAAAGAAUUCAUCGAAGACUGGUGAGCAAGAAGCCAGGGGAGGGAAAGCUAACUGUUAAAAAUGGAUCGUACAGACUGAGUGGAAUCCGUGUCCAACGCGCCGGUGGAGAGGAGAGAACGAGUAGUUCGUAGCCGUCUUGAUAGGGGAUCACAUUAAAUCGCGGCGCUGGACAUGCCAUCGAGCGCGAGGGCCGGGAGCCUGAAGGACCCCGAGGUGGCCGAGCUCUUCUACAGGGAGGACCCCGAGAAGCUCUUCUCUGACCUGAGGGAGAUCGGCCAUGGCAGCUUCGGGGCCGUCUACUUUGCUCGUGACAUCCGCACAAAUGAGGUGGUGGCCAUUAAGAAGAUGUCCUACAGUGGGAAGCAGUCCAACGAGAAAUGGCAGGACAUCAUCAAGGAGGUUAAGUUCCUGCAGAAGCUGCGACACCCCAACACUAUUGAGUACAGAGGAUGCUACCUGAGGGAGCACACAGCUUGGCUGGUGAUGGAGUACUGUUUGGGUUCAGCUUCUGACCUCCUGGAAGUUCAUAAGAAGCCACUACAGGAAGUUGAAAUAGCUGCUAUUACCCAUGGUGCGCUACAGGGCUUGGCGUAUCUUCACUCUCACAACAUGAUUCACAGGGACGUGAAGGCAGGUAAUAUCUUGCUGACUGAACCUGGCCAGGUCAAGCUAGGGGAUUUCGGAUCGGCCUCCAUGAUCGCCCCUGCCAAUUCUUUUGUGGGCACGCCCUACUGGAUGGCUCCAGAAGUGAUCCUUGCAAUGGAUGAGGGACAGUACGAUGGGAAGGUGGAUGUGUGGUCGCUUGGCAUUACCUGCAUAGAGCUGGCGGAGAGGAAGCCCCCUCUGUUCAACAUGAAUGCUAUGAGUGCCUUAUACCACAUCGCCCAGAACGAGAGCCCCGUCUUGCAGUCCAACCACUGGUCAGAUUAUUUUCGUAACUUUGUAGACUCCUGUUUGCAGAAGAUCCCCCAAGAUAGGCCUACCUCUGAUGUGUUACUCAAGCACCGAUUCCUUUGCCGUGAGCGCCCCCUAUCUGUAGUGUUAGACCUGAUCGCACGGACAAAAGAUGCAGUGAGGGAGCUGGACAACCUGCAGUACCGCAAGAUGAAGAAGAUCCUGUUCCAGGAGACGCACAAUGGCCCCGCCCCGGAGGGAGGAGAGGAUGAGGAGGAGGUGGAGCAGUACAUGUUGCAGACCGGCACAGUGAACAGCAUGGAGAGCUCGCACUCGGUGCCCUCCAUGUCCAUCAGCGCCAGCUCCCAGAGCAGCUCCGUCAACAGUCUGGCAGACGGCUCUGAUGACAGCGGCGAGAUGGCCAUGAUGCAGGAGGGCGAGCACACGGUCACCUCCAACAGCUCCGUCAUACACAGGCCCCAGGGCCAUGAUAACAUCUAUGAUGACCCCUACCAGCCUGAAAUGGAUGCCCAGCAACAGGCCCCUUCUGGAGCACGCCGGCGAGGCUACUACCGCAACCGGGACCACUUUGCCACCAUCCGCACUGCCUCUCUGGUGACACGUCAGAUCCAGGAGCACGAGCAGGGGUCGGCACUGCGGGAGCAGAUGUCCGGCUACAAGCGCAUGCGGCGGCAGCACCAGAAGCAGCUCAUGGCCCUGGAGAACAAGCUGAAGGCUGAGAUGGACGAGCACCAGCUGCGGCUGGACAAGGAGCUGGAGACCCAGAGGAACAGCUUCGCUGGGGAGGGAGACAAGCUGAGCAAGAAGCACCAGGCCAUCCUGGAGAAGGAGACCAAGGCAGCACAGGCAGAGGAGAAGAAGUUCCAGCAGCACAUCCUGAGCCAGCAGAAGAAGGAGCUCGCCAGCCUGCUGGAGUCCCAGAAGCGCCAGUACCGCCAGCGCAAGGAGCAGCUCAAAGAGGAGCUGAAUGAGAACCAGUCCACCCCGAAGCGGGAGAAGCAGGAGUGGCUGGUGCGGCAGAAGGAGUGUCUGCAGCAGCUGCAGGCAGAGGAGGAGGCGGGGCUUCUGCGCAGGCAGAGGCAGUACUACGAGCUGCAGUGCAGGCAGUACAAGCGGAAGAUGCUGCUGGCCCGACACAACCUGGAGCAGGACCUGCUGAGGGAGGACCUGAAUAAGAAGCAGACCCAGAAGGACCUGGAGUGCGCCAUGCUGCUGCGGCACCACGAGUCCACCCAGGAGCUGGAGUUCCGGCAGCUGGGCUCGGUGCAGCACACGCGGGCCGAGCUCAUCCGCACGCAGCACCAGACCGAGCUCACCAACCAGAUGGAGUACAACAAGCGGCGCGAGCAGGAGCUCCGGCAGAAGCACGCCGUGGAGGUGCGGCAGCAGCCCAAGAGCCUGAAAUCCAAAGAGCUGCAGAUCAAACGUCAGUUCCAGGACACGUGCAAAAUCCAAACCCGUCAGUACAAGGCUCUGCGGAACCACCUGCUGGAGAGCACGCCCAAGGCGGACCACAAGGCUGUCCUCAAGAGGCUGAAGGAGGAGCAGACCCGCAAACUGGCCAUCCUGGCAGAGCAGUAUGACCACUCCAUCAACGACAUGCUCUCCACACAGGCUUUGCGAUUGGAUGAAUCACAGGAGGCAGAGUACCAGGUGCUGCGAAUGCAGCUUCAGCAGGAGCUGGAGCUGCUGAAUGCCUACCAGAGCAAGAUCAAGAUCCACACCGACACUCAGCAUGAACGUGAGGUCAAGGACCUGGAGCAGAGGGUGUCCAUCCGCCGGGCCCUGUUGGAGCAGCGGAUCGAGGAGGAGAUGCUCUCUCUACAGAAUGAACGCUCGGAGCGGAUCAGAACCCUGCUGGAGCGCCAGGCCCGUGAGAUCGAGGCCUUUGACUCUGAGAGCAUGCGGCUGGGCUUCAGCAACAUGGCACUGACGGGCAUCCCCGCAGAGGCCUUCAAUCAGGGCUACCCAAACCCCCCCACUGCCUCCGGGGGCUGGCCCUCACGGCCAGUCCCUCGCUCUGGCAGCCACUGGACACACGGGGUGCACCCCCAAAACUCCGGGGCGCCGCCCUCCUGGCGGAGCCAGAACAGCUGCAGUGGGAGUAGCAGUGGCUUCAGCAGGGCGGAGUCAGUCUCAAGCAGGGACGGGGGCGUCCAUUCCUCCCACUCCUCUGCCUCUUCCUCCUCCUCCUCCUCCUCUUCCUCCCACCACCAUCACUACCUCCAGCAGCACUACCACCACCAGAGUACUCCGCACCUUUACCGGGAGAGAGAGAGGGAGCGGGAGAGAGAGCGGGAAUGGGGGGGAGGAGGGGGCAGCCAUGGGUCCCACUCCCACGCCCACUCCCACCACUUACCCUCCCACUCCUCCUCUCAGUCCUUGGCCCUCCUACCACCACCACCACCCCCGCCCCCAAUCUCGCUCUCCUCCUCCUCCCCGCCCUCAUCAUCCUCAUCCUCCUCCUCACAGGGGGGCUACAGCGGGAGUGGGGGUGGAGGUGGAGGCGGAGGCCUGGCGGUGAGGGGCCCCAGUUUGAUGGCCCUGAGGAACAGCCCCCAGCCCUUAAGGAGGACUGCCUCUGGUGGGGGGCCAGGGGGGUCUGGUGGUGGGGAGGGGGGUCUGAGUCGGAGUACCUCGGUCACUUCUCACAUUUCCAAUGGCUCACACCUCUCCUACUCCUAGAGAGGACAAAGAGGAGAGGGAAGGGGAGGGGUCAAGAGGGUGGGGAUGGACGGAUCACAGAGCAGAGCAGAGAGGGAAAUCAAGUUGGGGAAGGACAGGUGACAUUUACUUCCGUAAAACAGAAACAAAGCAAAGUAGCAGAAAAGAGCAGAGAGCCUUACUGGUGUAGAGACAAACAGAAUGAAAGAGAAAUGCAUGCUCCUGACAAGAGGCAAAAGGCGGAGGGAAUUCAAAAAUGACAAAAAACGAAAAUUAGCCUAUCAAUGUUAAAGAUCAUGAAUAUAUUAAUUUGAAAAGGGAGACAGUUGCAUUGAAAGAAAUUGGGUAAUGUACAUAAUGCAGAAAUGGAAACAACUUAUUUUCAACAGCAGUGAUGGCUUUUGAACUUUGUGGGGGUCAAAAGAGAGGUAUGGUGCAGAUUUUUUAAAUAGAAAAUUUUUUAAAGAGAAGGAAAAGAAAACUUCACUGCCAUACAGUGGCUCGGAACACCCGCUAUACAUCCACCCACUGCUUUUAAGGUUUCUUAAAGGGGUGCUAACAUGGAGUAUCUUAUUGUUGGCCGAGCAAUAAAUAUAGAUAUGUAUAUUGAUGCGAAUAUACACAAUGCUGGUAAAGUGAUUCGGCCUAGUCCUACCCAAAUAUGUACCUACAGUACUAUUAAGAGGCAAGCAUUUGUGGAACAAGAAAGGACAGCUCCCUGUAUUCA
Messenger RNA from Megalops cyprinoides (Indo-Pacific tarpon), 4504 nucleotides. RefSeq names its product TAO kinase 2b (gene taok2b). NCBI's taxonomy places the organism in Eukaryota, Metazoa, Chordata, Actinopteri, Elopiformes, Megalopidae. The transcript is spliced from 20 exons. The record is from RefSeq and is a predicted model, not a curated record. Gene Ontology annotation, biological process: protein phosphorylation. Bases 370 to 3798 code for a protein of 1142 amino acids. Gene Ontology annotation, molecular function: ATP binding; protein kinase activity.